CUCACAAGCAUGCAAGACCCAGCAGGACCAAGAGUCUGAGAGCAGCCCCAGACCCACUGAUGCUGAGGGUAAAGUGCUGACAGCUGUUCUCAGCUGUAAACAAAUGCAGCUCUGUGGUUUUGGAGAAAGCCAGCUUAUAUAUGACCUGCCGCGGAUCACUCCCACAUAAUGACAUUCUCUCUCAAACUGCAUGCGUGUCCAUUCAGGAGUGUGUUUAUGACAGAUAUCAUGUAUUUCCAGGGAUUCCAGGCCGACUGGGUUAAAUGGUAACAAAGCAGUGCUGCCGGACUGAAGUCUACAUUAUAAUCCAUGCACACAAAAGUUAUGGGAUGUGUCUGCUGGGGUGUAAUGUCAUGUAAUUAACGGUUGUGUGUGUGUGUGUGUGUCCUGCAGUGUGGGGUUACUCAGUUUUGAGUGUGACUCUGGUUAGUGCGUUCGCUUUGACUGGUGUGUUUGUGGUGCCCCUGAUGAGGACGCGGUUCAUGCGCAGAAUACUCGUCUAUUUCAUCGCUCUGUCCAUUGGAACAUUGUUGUCCACCGCCAUCCUGCAGCUCCUGCCUGAGGCCUUUGGAUUUGACCCCAUGGAAGAUUAUUAUGUGCCCAAGUCUGCUGUCGUGUUUGGAGGAUUCUACCUGUUCUUCUUUACAGAGAAAAUCCUGAAGAUGAUCUUAAAGCCAAAGGACAGGGGGGGGCAUGGCCACGGCCACAGUCACUUUCCUUCAGAGCGCUAUGCCAACUCUAAUGGUGACUUGGAAGAUGGUGUGAUGGAGAAACUGCAGAAUGGAGAGGCUGGAGAAGCAUCUUUACCCAGAGUGGAAAGUGAUGCCAGAGGGCUUGGAGAAGAUGACAAAAUGAUCAGCGCUGGGCAGACAGUACAGGACUCUCAGAGUUCAGGUGGUGCUGGAACGGGUGGAUGUUAUUGGCUUAAAGGCAGGGCAUACUCUGACAUCGGUACUCUGGCAUGGAUGAUCACUUUGAGCGACGGUCUGCAUAAUUUCAUUGAUGGUUUGGCUAUCGGAGCCUCCUUCACUGCUUCUGUGUUUCAGGGCAUCAGUACAUCAGUGGCAAUUCUGUGUGAGGAGUUUCCACAUGAGUUGGGUGAUUUUGUAAUCCUGCUAAACGCUGGCAUGAGCAUCCAGCAGGCACUCUUCUUUAACUUCCUGUCAGCGUGCUGCUGUUAUCUGGGCAUGGGCUUCGGAAUCCUGGCUGGGAACAAUUUCUCUCCUAACUGGAUCUUUGCUCUAGCCGGAGGCAUGUUCCUCUACAUUGCACUGGCUGAUAUGUUUCCUGAGAUGAAUGAGGUGAGUCGUGAAGAAGAGGAGGCCGGAGGAAGUGGAUCUCUGCUAACUUUUGCCAUCCAGAACGCAGGGCUGCUCACUGGGUUUGGCAUCAUGCUUGUACUUACCAUUUACUCUGGACAGAUACAGCUUGGAUAGCAGAGGACCUAAAUACAAACUCAGACACUAAAGGACUUAUCUCAGCACCUGGACUAAAACCUGAGACCUACUGGGACCUCCAGACUUUAAUAUGAGCCAGCUGUGCUGGCUUGUUUUAAAACGUUUGCCCAGCUGGACUAGGUCAUGACAUAAAUUGAAAUGUUUUGGGCAUAGUUUGGGCUCAGAGUAAACCCUGGACUGUUUAAACGAGGCUAGAAUUGACUGACCCGUGAACUUUGCUUUAGAUUCAUCCAAAACCUGGGACCUGUUGAUGGAUGUGGUACCAUUCAUCUAGUUUAGGCCUUCUCUGGUUCCUUCGCCUCAGCUUUAGGACACAGUGAUGUCUCUGUACCGUGUGGAUUCUCGUUCCCCAACAUAUACAUCUGGGCAUUUUUGUAUUGAUUUCUAAUGUUCUCAUUAUUUAAUUUUUAUUGUGUUUUUCAACAAAAUGUCUCUUUCCCUCAGAGAUGGGCCUUUCUCGUAAUCCUGACCAUGAGAUUUAGAGUAUUGUCCACUAACUGAUGAGUAACAUAUGGGAUGAAACUUGACUCGUUUUACUGACAUUUAAAGCGACAUUUAAAGAUGUAAAGCGCUUUGGGUGUAGAGCGAUACACAAUAAAGCGCUAUAUAAAUGCAUCAUUCAUUCAUUCAUUCAUUUAGUCAAAUGUAGGUUGUUUCCUAUGCUUCAUACCAAAUGUUUAUUCAAAAGAAAAAAUCUAAACCAUUAAAACAAAAUAAUACCCCUAGGUUUUUCCAAUGCUUAGGGACAAGACAUAGAUACAGUCUCACUAGUUAGCUGGCAUUCAUAAUUCUGCUAAACUGAACGUCAUGUAGGUCACUUUAAUCAAAGGUUACUGUGCACUGUUGCACAAGUAGGUUUAAGUUUAGAUACAAUACAGCGUCUGUUCACAGAUUGAUCGUUAUUUAAUUUUUCCCCUCAAUGUCAUUCCGUAAUGGCAAGCAAAAACAGUAAACGCUUGAAACAAAAAGGCACUAAUUCUUUUUUUAUUGAAGGUUUUUAUUUUACCUCUUUAACAAAAAAGCAGAGACCAAGGUUCUUCUAGAAAAAUGUCUUCUAACUUUUAUCUUUUCAUUUACAUGACCAGAAUAAGUGGCGCAUAUUUUCACAAACACCCUCCUAUUAUUUGUACUUUGUAUAACUUUGCGUAUUAAUUGACAGAGAAAAAUGAACACACCAACCUCAAUUAGUUAUAAUUGCCUUUAAUUAUUAUGAUAAUUACUCUUACAAAACUCUAUAAAACACCUAUUUUCCACAUGCUUUUGUUUGAUCUGAAUGCCGUACUCUUCAUAAUUUAAGAAAUAAUUAGGAAAUGUAGGCAAAAUGUGUGCAUAAAGGUGUUGUAGUGUUUCUGUAAUAAUAUGAUCAUUCCUCUACAUAUAGCACUGCAGCACAAUACUUAGAGCUCUUUGCUAACUUAGCAUCUAGACUGACAGAAAUCAUUUUGAAUAUCGUUGGAUUUAAAGCUGAAGUGUGUAAUUUCUAAGGCACUAGUUUAGUCAAAUGUUAUUGCAAAAUGCAGACUGUUUUGAAAUAGAUUGCCUGACUGCUACCAUUGGUUGCCAUCCCAAACUCACGCUAUUUGUUGAGCCAGUCUAAAAUAUUUUUUUUCAAAUUCAGUGUUUAAACCUUUAGGGAUAAAAUCACCCAACAAAUGACUUGCUUAUAAAAUGUAUGUCUGCUUAUUAAGAUG
Sinocyclocheilus rhinocerous is the source of this 3148-nucleotide messenger RNA. RefSeq names its product solute carrier family 39 member 14 (gene slc39a14). Bases 468 to 1436 code for a protein of 322 amino acids. Gene Ontology annotation, biological process: zinc ion import across plasma membrane; intracellular monoatomic cation homeostasis. Lineage: Eukaryota; Metazoa; Chordata; Actinopteri; Cypriniformes; Cyprinidae. Gene Ontology annotation, cellular component: plasma membrane. The record is from RefSeq and is a predicted model, not a curated record. The transcript has 7 exons. Gene Ontology annotation, molecular function: zinc ion transmembrane transporter activity; monoatomic cation:bicarbonate symporter activity.